AUGACCGCGCUCAUCGUCAUUGACAUGCAGCGCUUCUUCGAAAGCCCCGCAUCCCCAAUCAUGUCCAACGUCAACAACCUCAUCGCGUUCUUCCACUCCACCAAUGCCCUGGUAGUCUACACGCAGCACGGACACACGCCAGCCCAGUUGAGUGGGGAAGAGGUAUCGCAACUUGUGCGUUUCUGGGGCGCGAAACAUUCGAUCCACCGCUUCUCGGAAUCGUGGCAACUACUUCCCAACCUGUCUCCGCCUAUCCCAACCGACAUAACGGUGCAGGACAAGGACACGUACGAUGCGUUCAUCCACACUCACUUGGAGGAGACGUUACGGGCGCGUGGAGUUGAGCGCGUACUGGUGACGGGAGUGUUGACUAAUUUCUGUUGUGAAACGACCGCCCGGUCCGCGUUUAAUCGCGGAUUCGAAACUUGGGUCAUUGGAGAUGCGUGUGGGGCCAACCAUCCCGAAAUGCAUGCUAGUUCCCUUCGCGCGCUGGAGGCUGGGUUCGGCGAGGUCGUCACAACCGAGGAGGCGAUUGCGCGGCUUGGCGCCGAGUAG
Cutaneotrichosporon cavernicola is the source of this 555-nucleotide messenger RNA. RefSeq lists its product as uncharacterized. The record is from RefSeq and is a predicted model, not a curated record. Bases 1 to 555 code for a protein of 184 amino acids. The transcript is spliced from 2 exons. Lineage: Eukaryota; Fungi; Basidiomycota; Tremellomycetes; Trichosporonales; Trichosporonaceae.